AGACACUCACGCUCCGGGGACAGCAGCACCGAGGACCCCCCCCUCUCUAAAACCUCCACCUCCGGACCGACACCCUCAGAACUUCCCCCCGGAACCCGCUCAGGACCGGCCCAAAUCCCGCGGACAUGGGCUGCAGCCACAGUAAAAAGAAAAGCAAAGGCAAGAAGAGCGAGAAGAGGCCGAGCGCCGACGGAGACCCCGGCUGCGGCUCUGACCUGUGUCUGGAGAAGCAGCUGGAGAAGUUUGAGUGGCAGCUCCGGACGCUAAAGGAAGUGCUCUCGGCCAAUGGGAACGCGGCAAGGGCGGAGCUUCUGAAAGGCCACGCCCACGAGGAGGUGUGCGCCCUGGUCAACAGCAUCUUGGACAAGGUAAAAACAGAAACAACAGCAGAUUUAAAUGUUUUAUAUGAACAAAAAAGUAAAGCUGCUUCAGAAGAACAUGAGAGACAAAUGGAAGAGCUUCAAAAGGCCCACAAACGAGAAAUCACCGAGCUGACGGAGAAGUUCGAAGCUGCUGAAAAUGUUCUGAAGGGCCAGGUGGAGGCGCUGACGUCCGACCUGCAGGUUUACAACGAGCUGAAGAGGAGAGUGAAGGAGUCCACGCUAAAGAGGGACCUGAAGAGGAACAUCCAGGCCCACGGCAGCCCAGGUGCAUUCUGGGAGUCGGAGCAGGAGUCUCUGCUGUUUGUGAUUGAGAUGAAGGCGGAGCAGGUGGAGGAGCACAGGAGGAGGCUGCAGCAGAUGGACGCGCUGAGGCAGAAGAACCAGAGUCUGGAGGAGCAGCUGAUCCAGGAGCUGCAGCAGAACGAGGACCUGCAAGUUCGCUUUGACAACUGCCAGAGUUUCAUUCAGCAGUUGUCCAAGGAGCAGCAGGAGUUGAAGUUGGCCCUGGACCGUCAGCUGAGCCUGAACCAGCGCCUCUCUCAGGAAAAGGAGCAGCUCGUCUUCAAAAUCCGCCACCGGGACUCGUAUCCCAGCAUGCACCUGUCCGCCAUGGUCCCCGAGAUCGCCCCCCGGUGACCCCCGACCUCGCACCCUCGGCCAAUCGCAGACAGGACUGCUGCAAACGGGGGGCGGAGCUUCCACGCCCCUGUGUAAAGAGAAAGACUGGCCGCUGUACUGUGCCUUCAGAGCCUCGAACUGCAACUGUAAAGUCUGUAUUUACAUAAAAUACUUUUGUAAAGGUUUAAACACGGACACAAGAACAGUAUUUAACUCCCUUUAACCUCUAGUGCCGUAUUUUUGUACGAAAAUGUUCUAUUUUUGCAUCGAAAAAACUAUUCAAACAAGAUUUAAAGUUCCCACAUGACGCUAUUUUCUGAUCCACAUUAUAAUGUUUCGCCAUCACAAACGAAACCUGGAGUUGUUUUUUUGUUUAAUUCACACUCUGCGUAUUUAGACUGAGCUCUUCUCUCACGCAGAAAACGCUCUGUUCCACCUUGUGAUGUCAUGUGGUAAUACAGGAAGAGCUCCACUGUGUUUUUAAACUUUAUAGACGUUCAGAAUCGUCUAGAAUCAUAGUGCAGGAAUCAUUUGGAUGUUCUCAGUCUCUUCAAUUUCCAGUCUCUACUGAACAAAAAGUAAACUGUUUACAUGAAAACUACCACUAUAUGACAUCACAAAGUGGAACAGAGCAUUUUUUUUUUAAAAUAAUUUUUAGCUUUGGAGACAUAAACUACAAGGUUCUAUGGUCUUUUUCACACAACUACAGUGUUCUGUUAAAUUCUCAUUCGGCUAUUGUGAUCAUUUCCAAACGUUUGCGCCUUUUGUUUAAACGAGACGACAAUAAAUGCACUGAGAGUAGAGAUGUAACAGCAACCAAAAUAUCAUGAUACUGCAUCGUCAGAAGUCUCACAAUAAUAUUGUUAAAUGUCACAAUAUAUCGAAUCACAAGUUCCUUUGCUUAAAUACAUGGUUUAUAGGAGCAACAGCUUAUGAACAUCAGGAACUACAUAUCCCAUGAUUCAUUUCAGUGCAGACAACAUGAACAGAUGUUUUUAACUUGAAUUUUUGGGAUUAUGACGGUAAUAAUUCACACCAAAAUUUCAUUUUUUAAAAGCAGAAACGUGUCCCAUCUACAACUACAGCAGCCUCUCCAAAAUAUCGUGAUAAUAUCGUACCGAGAGAGAACCAGUCUGGCGCCACCUAGUGUCUCUGCUCAGGAAUCAGAUACACUAGACCAGGGGUGGCAAAACUCAAAUUCACAGAGGCCAAAAUUAAAAACUGGGACUAAGUCGUGGGCCAAACUAAAUAUUUAUUGAAAAAUUUCACCAACAUCUGCAUGUUUUCUCUUCUUUUGAGAUAUGUAAUGUUAAACCUUUUCUUAUUAAAAUAAAUGUUUAAUAAUAGUUUUGCUUAAACAUUGAAUCCAGAACAAACAUAAUAUAAAAUAAUAACAAUAUUUUAAAUAAAUAAUGUCUCGUUAGUCUAUUUUUAGCCGCCGGACCAUCUCUAAUACAUGUUUGAUAUGAUCUCGCGGGCCAAAUAUAAUUAUAUAUCGGGCCAAAUUUGGCCCCCGGGCCUGAGUCUGACAUGUCUGCACUAGACGGAAAUGUGAGUUCUGGCACCAGCCAAUCAGCGAAGAGUCAUACAUUCUGUGUUGGCAAUUCCUGAGAUUGAGGAUUUAAAGCCGGAACAAAGAGAAUGUUUGGACAAAAAUAGCAGUGAUUGGUUAAAUAAAAAAAAGUACCUGCCUACUGUCAAGAGAACGACUCCUAAUACUGUGAGGUCAGACGGUUUCCACGAAGUGAAACCGUCUGAUGAGUCUGGCUGACCGAGAGACGCAUAUCGUGAUAAUAUCGUACCGUCAGAUUUGGAUAUCGUUACAUCCCUAAUUGACAAUAUUUUGAAUGUUAAAAAACUAUAAAACCAAACCAUAAACUGAGUGGAAAGAGUUAACAUUUCAUAUUUCAUUUAGCCCUAAAAGUCUGAUCAGUAAAGUCAUGGAAAAUUCACUUUAGGUCAUGAAAAAUCUUGAAAGUUUUGAAAUUUUAUCAGUGAAAAAGAGCGGGACUGAAACAAAACACAACUCCAGGUCUGUUUUUGAUAAUAACAACAUUAUAACUCGACUUAAAGCUUAAAAACUGUGAAGGUGUGUCAAAGAACGUCUCAUUUUUAGACAUUUAAAGCCCAAAACUGCUUGUAUAGUUUUAAUUUCCGCGCAGAAAUCGACGCUGCUUUAUUGUUGUGCUUAGGGUUUAGGGCCACUAGGGGGAGCUCUCCCGUCUGUAAAUGCUUCAACAUGAGACAGAAAGGCAGCCCCAAAAAUUUUUCGUAGGCAAUACCUCCAAAAUAAAACUGUCGUAAGCAGUGAUCAUGGUUUCGUUUAUUUGUUUUCGCCGUUUUUAAGUUACUGUAUUAGAAAUUAAACUGUGUAAUUCCUCGUUCGUCCAAAGGAGUAAAAGUUUCAGCUGUUUUUUGUAUUUUUUUUAAGACUCCUUUUGAUAAUCUCAGACAGAAAACGGUCUAUUAUAGUUAAAGAUGCGCUGCGUAACUUGCUCGUUUCUAUGGGUACGUCACAGCUCGGCCUGGAAUGUUCCACAGUGUGACUUUAAACAGCUCGACUUUACAUUUAUUCAAUUACAGGUGGUUUUAUAGCUCAAAAAUGCUCAAAAAACAACAUUCUGACUGUGAGCGGGGUCGCCUCUUCACAGAUCUGACCUGUAACUUGGUCUGGUUUGGUCGCUGGAGAUGGAAAGGUUUAAUGCCAUACUGUGGAACAUUCCAGACAAAGCAAAAAUCAAUAUCCAGGAAAGAUAAAAUGAUUUAAAUUAAGAACAUUUGAUUUUAUUUGAGUCAAUUCAACUUGUCAAGUGAAAUUAUUUACCAAAGGAAUAAGUGUUUUAUGAUUUUGUUUCUUAUUUUAAGUGUAAAAAGUUGUUGUUUUUCAGGAUGUGUUUUUAUAUUUUAAGUUCCAAAAGUCUUGUUCCAAUUAACAGAUAAUUUUACUUGUUAAGUGAAAUUUACUCAAACCAUGAUCAAACUUUGUUAAUUCAAGUCGUCUUAACUUGACUAGAUUUUAGUUUUUGCGGUGAAUGCACCUUUUAAAACAUUACGCCGCCAUAGCUCACUGCAAAAAGUAAAUUCAAGUCAACUUAACUUGACUAGAUUUUGUUAAGUUUUAUCAUAAUUUGAGUAAAUUUCAAAAGCAUCUGCCAGUGGAACAAGACUUUUUGUUCUUAAAAUAUGAAAAUACAUCUACAGCUGCACUUAAAAUAAGAAAAACAACAACUUUUUGCACUUAAAAUGAGAAACAAAAUCUAAUUUUGCUUGAUUUAAGUGCAAAAAGUUGUUGUUUUUCUUAAAAGUACUAGGAUCUAUUCUCAUAUUUAAAGUACAAAAAGUCUUGUUACACUGGCAGAUCAUUACUUGUGUGAAAUUUACUCAAACUUUGUUAAUUCAAGUCAUCUGAACUUGACUAGAUUUUAGUUUUUAGGUUGAAUGAACCUUUUAAAACAUUACGCCGCCAUAGCUCACUGCAAAACAAACAAAACAAGUUAAGAUGACUUGAAUUAACAAAUUUCACACAAGUAAAAUGAUCUGCCAGUGGAGCAAGACUUUUUGUACUUCAAAUAUGAAAAUACAUCUUGCUGCACAUAGAAUAAGAAAAACAACAACUUUUUUGCACUUAAAUCAAGUAAAAUUUGAUUUAAUUUCUUAUUUUAAGGGCAAAAAGUUUUUUUUCUUAAGUGUACCAGGAUGUAUUUUCAUAUUUUAAGUACAAAAAAACAACUUUAGAUUAGGUUUUGUUUGUUAUUUUAAGAAAAACACUUAUUCCAUUGGUAGAUCAUUUGACUUGUCAAGUUGAAUCUACUCAGAUAAAGUAAAAUGUUCUUAAUUUAAGUCAUUUUAAUUUAACUAGAUAUUGUUUGUUUUCCAGUGCUCGACGCAGUUUAUGGAAUUUUAAAAACUUUUUUUUUUACAAUAUGGAAACAAAAUUUUACACCUCAGACGGGCAAAGCUUGUGUUUUAAAAUGUAAAGAGAGAAACUCUGUUUGUUUAUGACUUUUUGGAAAUAAUUUGAGCACCUGGUUUAGUCCUGUUUUAGACCUUGUUUAGACCUGGUUUAAACCUCUUGUAGACUUGGUUUGGGCCUCAUUUAGACCUGGUUUGUACCUGGUUUGACCAUGUUUAGGCCUGGUUUAGACCUGAUUUAGACCUGAUUUAGUCCUAGUUUAGACUUUGUUUAGACCUGAUUUAGUCCCAGAUUAGACCUAGUUCAGACCUUGUGUAGAGCUGGUUUAGUUCUGGUUUAGACCUUGUUCAGACCUCGUUUAGUCCUGGAUUAGACUUAUUUUAGACCUGAUUUAGUCAUGGUUUAGACCUUGUUUAGCCCUGGUUUCGGCCUCAUGUAGACCUGGUUUAGACCUGGUUUAGUCCUGUUUUAGACCUGGUUAAGACCUGGUUUAGACCUGGUUUAGACCUGGUUUACCUGGUCUAUACCGUUUUUUUUUACAAUAUAAAAACUAAAUUUUCCACCUCAGACGGUCAGAUCUUGAAUUUUAAAAUAUAAAGAGGUGAACCGUGUUUAUAUUUUGACUUUUUGGAAAUACUUUGAGCACCAUCUUGACCACCAGUACUACUACUACUACUACUACUACUACCCACAAAUAUUUUCCAAGUAUUUGUGGAAUCUUAGCCCGGUUGUUACUGCAUUUGCCUUUUGUAAACGUACAAAAUCUGAAAUCUGAAAGUCUUGGUAUUCGUCCAGGUCUUUGCCGUCUGGUGCCUUUACUGUGUGAGUUCUCGACGUUGUUUUCACCGCGUCUUUUUCUGUGUUUCUUUUGGACUUUUUGGUUUGUGUUUGUAUAUUUCUGUGUCGAAUGGCGUUGGCGACGGAGAGAGAGAGAGCGAGAGAGAUUUUGUGAAAAUGUUGUAAAUAUUUUGAGUGUUUUUUUUGCCAAAUUUAAGAGUCGUAUUUUUGUGUUUGAACAGAGAAAAGCACUUUUGAAUUUACACGUCUCUGCUUCGACCCGGACUCAAUAAAACUGACAAUUAUGAAA
Messenger RNA from Boleophthalmus pectinirostris (great blue-spotted mudskipper), 6001 nucleotides. RefSeq names its product coiled-coil domain containing 69 (gene ccdc69). Bases 126 to 1019 code for a protein of 297 amino acids. The record is from RefSeq and is a predicted model, not a curated record. Gene Ontology annotation, cellular component: nucleus; cytoplasm. Gene Ontology annotation, molecular function: microtubule binding. NCBI's taxonomy places the organism in Eukaryota, Metazoa, Chordata, Actinopteri, Gobiiformes, Gobiidae. The transcript is spliced from 9 exons.